AUGUAUUUUGAAACAACUCAUAAUAUUAUCUUAGUUAUUCUGAGUUUUAGUAUAACUAUAGCAGUAUCCUCUGCUAUAUAUUAUAUAUCUAGAAAUGGGUAUGUAACCACUGAUGUAGGAACUACUUCGCUUAUUAUAUUAAUAAUUGAUAAAGCAACAAUAGCAACUUUAACGAUUGCAUUUGUCCAUUUGACAAUAAGAAAAUGGCCAAAUAUAAAAAAUAGAGGAUCAUUAUUAAGAAUGGUAGAAUCCAUUAACUCUAUAAAUAUGGGAAUUACUUCAUGUAUCGCAACUAUACGUAUAAAUUCUAUUGAAGUUAAGGCAUAUUUAUUAUUGUCUUUAUUAACAAUAGCUACGACAUGGGGAUUAUCAAAAGGAAUAAAUACAGACCAAAUUAUAGGUGCAUGUAAUUACAAUGAAAAAGAAACUCAUGCUACAGUAAAUUGUACAAAUCAACCUUCUUGCGGGUUACCAACAUUUGGUAUGGGUGGUUUUUCUCCAGUAGGAAUCACAAGAACAACUAAUAUAUUAAAAAAUGGAAUUGAUAAUAAUAUAACAGUUUUAGGAAAUGCAAAUUAUUCUAUUGCAGCUCAUGUUGGAAAUGAUAUAUUAUUCUCUGCUAAUGAAGUGAGUGUUUAUAAUCUAAAAGCAAUAGCAGUUAACACAUCAUGUAUAGCAACCAACAAUUUCACUGGGGCUUCAAUGACACCUUACCCACAUAUAAAUAUGACAAGUUUUGAUAGCAAGAUCUGGCCUCCUUUUUUUGAUACUUAUGUUUUGGAUUUUCAAGGGUUAUAUGUUUUAACCAGUGUUGCUAGCGAAAACACAAAUACUUUUGCUAUUAUUUUGUCUGAUCAGUUGUCUCUUAAUCCAAUGAAUCAAACUCUAGUAGGGUGGCUAAAUGAUACACAAAAAACUUUAAAAUGGAAUAUUGUAACUCUUGUACAAUGUAAUUAUACUGCAAAAAUUGGAUUAGUAAAUAUUACACAAAAAAAUAAUUUAUUACAAAGUUCUAUAUCAAAUUUAAAGACCAUUAGUCCGAUAAAUACCGAAAUAUUAAAUAUUCAAAUGACUGGGUUUAAUUAUGAUGCUUUAACUAUAUCUAAUGGAAACACCAAUCCGGAUAUUGAUCCUUACAAAUAUGAUGGAAGAUACAUUUCUGGAUUGGAAACGGACUUUGCUAAAUAUAUAGCUGCGUCAUCUAUAGUUCUCACAGAUAGAAUACUUAUAAAUGGAGACCCUCUUAAUUAUUUACAAUAUACUAAUGAUACAUUUUUGAUAAAGUCAUGUAAUAAUAUUCAAGUAACGACAAUAAGAUAUUGGCCUUUAUUAUAUAUCUGGUUAAUUAUAAAUACUAUUUCAUUUAUAAUAUUAUCAGUCUUUGCAAUAGAGGAGGUGUCAGAAAGAAAUAAUACCUGUUCUGGAAUAACUUUGAACACUUUGAUAUGGCAAGCAUUAACAACAAAAUGGGGAUUAACAAGACUGUUAUUAAACGGGAAUUGGAAUACAGAUCAAAAAGAUAUAUUUAUAUCAAAAAUGAACGCAAUACAGGAAAGAUUAGAAGCUUCUAAGGAAUUUUUUGGAUUAAUCCCUUUAGGCCAGCAAAAAUACGUAAAUUAUUAA
This is a messenger RNA of Scutellospora calospora, 1623 nucleotides long. The record is from the annotation of a GenBank genome assembly. Lineage: Eukaryota; Fungi; Glomeromycota; Glomeromycetes; Diversisporales; Gigasporaceae.